Messenger RNA from Salvia hispanica, 815 nucleotides. RefSeq names its product transcription factor bHLH104-like. Gene Ontology annotation, biological process: intracellular iron ion homeostasis; regulation of DNA-templated transcription. Lineage: Eukaryota; Viridiplantae; Streptophyta; Magnoliopsida; Lamiales; Lamiaceae. Gene Ontology annotation, molecular function: DNA-binding transcription factor activity; protein dimerization activity. The record is from RefSeq and is a predicted model, not a curated record.
UUGGGCUGCGUCCCGCCCUCCGGCCUUUAUUGGAACCCUCAGCUACCCGCGCAAAACGCUUGUUUGACAACCGAUGUGUCAUUUAGUGGAACUACAUCACAUGUCAGUGACUCUGCAGAAGAUCGAGAAAGCCGAAAAAAGAGGGGACGCAGUGAUCAAUGUGGUGGAACAGGAAACAAAGCAUGUCGUGAGAGAAUGAGGAGAGAAAAAUUGAACGACAGGUUUGCAGAAUUGUCUGCUACUCUAGAACCCGGGAGACCUGCGAAAACUGACAAACUGGCCAUACUAGGUGAUGCCAUCAGAGUUCUAAAUCAGCUAAAAACUGAAUCGGAGGAGUAUAAAGAGAUGAACGAGAAGCUUUCAGAAGAGAUAAAAACUUUGAAGGCUGAGAAAAGCGAACUUUGUGAAGAGAAGCUGGUGCUCAAGACAGAUAAAGAGAGGAUGGAGCAGCAACUGAAAAGUAUGUCUGUUCCUCCUACUGGUUUCUUGCCUGCACAUCCACCGGUAUACCCGGCUGCCCCGAACAAGAUGCCUAUGUUCCCCGGCUACAGUCUCGUCCCAAUGUGGCAGUAUCUACCAGCAUCUGCUCGUGAUACAUCUCAAGAUCAUGAGCUCAGGCCGCCUGCUGCUUAACUUUCGCAUGCGUUGGUGGCCUUAUAAGCUUGAUCACACAGUUGAAAAUUGUUCUGCAUGACAUGCUUGUAAAUAUUGAAAUACCUACCAAUUGAUUUUAUCUUGGUUUUAGAUCUGUUCAAAUGCUGUUUUGAACAGAUGUAGAGUACUGAAUAAGUUGAAAGAUUUUGAUGUUCUGCUAA